This is a messenger RNA of Saccoglossus kowalevskii, 669 nucleotides long. Its product is annotated as vacuolar protein sorting-associated protein 16 homolog. NCBI's taxonomy places the organism in Eukaryota, Metazoa, Hemichordata, Enteropneusta, Harrimaniidae. Gene Ontology annotation, biological process: vacuole fusion, non-autophagic; endosomal transport; intracellular protein transport. The record is from RefSeq and is a predicted model, not a curated record. Gene Ontology annotation, cellular component: HOPS complex; endosome; cytoplasm. Gene Ontology annotation, molecular function: actin binding.
UUGUUGGAUUUUGAACCCAAGGCAGCUGAACAAGUACCUUUACUGAUGAGGAUGAAUAGAGACACUGUAGCUUUGAAUAAAGCUAUUGAAAGUGGCGAUACCGAUUUAGUUUACACAGUACUUCUACAUCUUAAAGAUAAUAUCUCACCAGGUGACUUCUUGAUGGUGAUACGUAAUCUUCCAGUAGCUCAGAGUCUGUGGUUACAGUUUUGCCGAGAACAAAAGCAUGACAUGCUACAGGAGAUAUAUUACCAGAAUGAUGAUUUUAUGGAGAUAGCAAACUGUAAAGUGAUUGAUAGCUAUAGGGAGAGUCUUCUUGAUGCCAGGCUAAGUGCUUUGUAUGAUGCGCAAGACAACUACAAUAAAGCAAGAAAUUCACAAGAUUCAUACUUGAAGGCAAAGUCAGAAUUUGCAUACAAGCCAUUUGUCGAAGCAUGUAUGAAGCGCCACAACCGACUAGAAGCUUGUAAGUAUGUACCAAAAGUAAGUCCUGAGAACAAAGUGAAGAUGUACAUCAAAGUGGGUGAUUUUAAACAAGCCGCUGUUACAGCAUUUCAGCAGAAGAAUGAGGAGGACCUGACCCUGGUUCUGAAAAAAUGUGCUCCAUUAGACAGGGGUCUAGCAGAAGAAAUCCAAACAAUGAAAGCCCAGUUAGCAUCAAGGCGUUAA